UAAGUCCCGCCGGUGUUUGCAGCAAGCUUCAGAGGUGGAGGCGGCGCCGGUUUCCGGGUUCGUAGUAAAGAAGUGGAGAGGGGGUUAGAUGUAAAUACCGCACGAUGGGUCAUCCAGACCCUACUGCGAUAUUCUAGCCAUGGAGAGAAAUGAGAGCAUUGUUCCCAGUAUCACUCAACUGGAAAAUUUCCUUACUGAACAUGACUCUAAUGUUGUUUGGCUCCUAGUUGCUACAAUUUUGUCCUGUGGCUGGAUAAUUUACCUAACCUACUACAAUUCCCGGAACAUUGGACUUAUUUUAACAUUAGUUCUUAACAGAUUACAUAAAAAUGGCUACAUCCAUAUUGGCUCCUUCUCGUUCUCUGUACUGUCUGGAAAAGUCAUGGUUCGUGAAAUCUAUUAUAUUACAGAAGACAUGUCUAUCAGAAUCCAAGAUGGAUUUAUUAUAUUUCGAUGGUGGAAGAUGUACAAUCCAAAGCAGAAACAACAUGAUCCAAAGGCGGAAACGAGAUUGUAUAUCAUGGUGAACGAUUUUGAAUUUCAUGUCUACAACCGCUCUGACCUUUAUGGGCAACUGCAGGAAUUAUUUGGUUUGGACCCAACCAUAAUUCCUCCAAAAAAAGAGGAUGAAAAAGCACGAGAAAAUGGGAGAGAGCAAACACACACAAAUCUUGAAAGUGUCAAAACAAAAAGUGAAUCUCAUGACCCUUCAUCAUCAUGGAGAUCUCUGAUUCCUGUAAUCAAAGUCAAUGUUAGCACAGGUCGUUUAGCUUUUGGAAAUCAUUAUCAGCCACAGACCCUCUGUAUUAACUUUGAUGAUGCUUUCUUAACUUACACCACAAAACCACCUUCAAGCCACCUUGAUCAGUUUAUGCAUAUUGUGAAAGGAAAACUGGAAAACGUGAGGGUUAUGCUAGUUCCAAGUCCAAGAUAUGUUGGACUGCAAAAUGAUGAACCACCACGAUUAAUGGGAGAAGGUUUUGUUGUGAUGCAGUCGAAUGAUGUUGAUAUCUACUAUUAUAUGGAUGAACCAGGUCUGGUACCAGAAGAAACAGAGGAAAAUAAUGAGGGAGAAACCAGUAAUGAAGAUAGUAAAUUGCAAGACCUUCCACCUUGCUGGGGAUUAGAUAUAGUUUGUGGGAAAGGAACAGAUUUCAACUACGGUCCAUGGGCUGACAGGCAAAGGGACUGUUUGUGGAAAUUCUUCUUCCCACCAGAUUACCAAGUCAUGAAAGUUUCUGAAAUUCCACAGCCUGGGAAGCUAAGGCAGAUCCUUGCUUUUGAGCUACGUAUGAAUAUCAUUGCAGAUGCCACUAUUGAUUUGCUCUUUACAAAAAAUAGGGAAACUAAUGCUGUACAUGUAAAUGUUGGAGCAGGCUCUUAUUUGGAAAUAAAUAUUCCCAUGACUGUAGCUGAACAUGGUUACUCCCCUACCAUUAAAGGACAGCUUUUACACAUAGAUGCUACCAGCAGUAUGCAGUUCAGGACUCUCUUAGAAGCAGAAAUGUUAGCUUUUCACAUUAAUGCCUGCUAUCCCCGGAUAUGGAACAUGCCACAGAUAUGGCAAUGUGAAGUUGAAGUUUACAAGGCAACCUACCAUUUUAUCUUUGCUCAAAAAAGCUUCUUUACAGACUUGAUUCAGGAUUGGUCCAGUGACAGCGCUCCUGAUAUCUUCUCAUUUGUUCCCUAUUCAUGGAAUUUUAAAGUCAUGUUUCAUCAGUUUGAAAUGAUUUGGGCAGCAAAUCAGCACAAUUGGAUCGAUUGUUCCACAAAGCAACAGGAAAAUGUUUAUGUGGCAGCCUGUGGAGAAACAUUAAACAUAGUUUUCUCUUUGCCAUUUACUGACUUUGUUCCAAGCACAUGCAAUACUAGAUUCUCUUUAAGGGGAGAAGGUCUUGAUCUUCAUUUACUUCUACCUGACUGCCACCCUAGUAAAUAUUCUCUCUUUAUGUUGGUGAAAGAUUGUCAUCCUAUCAAAUUAAAUCCUGAGUCUUGUGUUUCUGCUGAUAGUCAAAGUGGUCAAAAACAAAGCAAACCAAGGUGGAGGAACAUGACUCAAGAAGAGGCUGGCUGGGUUGAAUGCUGGACUGUACCAAGUGUUAUGCUCACAAUUGAUUAUGCGUGGCAUCCAAUUUAUCCUCAGAAGGCUGAUGAACAGUUAAAGCAGUCACUGUCAGAAAUGGAAGAAACAAUGUUAUCUGCAUUGAGACCAUCACAGAAAAUGGCAGACAGAGGCAUAUCUCCUUCAGGUUCUUCCCGUCUUCCUAUUGACCCUUCAGAACUUCCACCUGACAGGCUCCGUGUAGAAUUGGAACUCUCCCCAGACUCCCAGAUAACUUUAUAUGGACCUCUUUUGAAAUCCUUCCUAUCUAUAAAGGAAAAUUACUUUGGUGAAGAUGAUAUGUACACUGAUUUUGAGGAAGUGAUUUCAAGCCCUGUGUUGUCCAUGUCAACAUCUUCAAGCUCUGGAUGGACUGCAGUAGGAGUGGAUGUUGACAAAAAGGAGAAUGACCCAGCAAUCAGACAGGCUCACCCUCUAACUUUGCGCCCUUGGGAUAUUACUGUGCUUGUUAAUGUGUACAAAGUGCAUGGGCGACUGCCAGUGCAUUGCAGUAGUGAUGGCCCAGAAUGUCCUACAGCUUUCUUGGAAAGGUUAUGUUUUGAAAUGAAAAAGGGAUACAAGGAAACUAUGUUGCAGCUUGUCUUAUCACCAUUGAAUUUAUUCUUGAAUGACAACUAUCAGCGACCCACUGUGGAUGAAGUACUUCGAGAAGGUCAUAUGAGCCUUUCGGGUCUGCAGUUAAGAGCUCAUGCUAUGUUUUCAGCAGAAGGUUUGCCACUGGGAACGGACUCUUUAGAAUAUGCAUGGUUGAUCGAUGUUCAAGCUGGAAGCCUGACUGCCAAGGUUACAGUUCCACAGCUUGCAUGCCUGCUUGAGUGGGGACAAACGUUUGUAUUUCAUGUAGUAUGCCGUGAAUUUGAACUGGAAAGGCCAAAAUCUGUGGUUAUAUGUCAGCAUGGAAUUGAUCGCCGCUUCUGUGAAGCUAAGAUAAGUUGCAUCUCUGGCCCUUGUCCAACGUCUGAUGAAUUAAAGUACACUAUGACACGCCUGGCAGUAGAUGGGGCAGAUGUAUACAUUGUAGAGCAUGGUUGUGCCACAAAUAUAAAGAUGGGUGCUGUGCGCAUUGCCAAUUGUAACCUCCACAAUCAGUCAGUUGGAGAGGGUGUAAGUGCUGCUAUUCAAGACUUCCAGCUGCGACAGUACAUUGAGCAAGUCAACAAUUGUCGAGUUGGUCUUCAGCCUGCAGUACUGCGGAGGGCAUAUUGGUUAGAAGCAGGGUCAACCAAUUUGGGCCUCAUCACGGCUGAUGUUGCUUUAGCAGCAGAUCAUCAUUCUAAGCAUGAAGCUCAGAGACAUUUUUUGGAGACUCAUGAUAGCAGAACUAAGAGAUUAUGGUUUUUAUGGCCAGAUGACAAUACAAAGAAUAAGAGAAGCAAGAACAAAUGUGGCUGUCUUGGUGGCUGUAGGUUUUUUGGUGGCACAGUGUCAGGAUUAGACUUCUUCAAGCUCGAAGACUUGACACCAUCGAGUAGCUCUGCUUUUUCAAGUACAAGUGCAGAAUCGGAUAUGUUUUAUGGACAAUCUUUAUUACAGCCAGGAGAAUGGAUUAUUACCAAAGAGCUUCCAAAAAUUAUAGAUGGUAAGGCAAAUGGUGUUAAAAGAAAAGAAUGGGAGUGCCGAUCUGUGGGAAUGGAAUCAGAAAGAAAAUCCCAGCACCUGAAUUUACAAGUACCACUGCGAUCUCACAGUUCUUCCUCCUCUUCAGAGGAGAAUAGUAGCUCUAGUGCUGCACUUCCCCUGCUAGCAGGUGAGAGAGACAGCCCUUCUUCUGCUAUUGAAGACCACUUGGGGCAAAAGGAGUUCUUGGCUGGUUCAAAAAGAGAAGAAACCCAUGGAAGUACUACAGCAGAUGCUUCAGGAAGUAGUCCUGUGUCUCCUAAUUCCCAAGAGAGACCUGUUGGACAAUCGCCUCUUAGAUCUCCUUUGAAACGGCAAGCAUCAGUGUGUUCUACACGACUUGGGAGCACCAAAAGUCUUACUGCAGCUUUUUAUGGAGACAAGCAGCCUGUUCCAGCUGGUGUGCAGUUCAGCAGCGAUGUCUCUCGUAGUGAUGAAAACGUCUUAGACUCUCCAAAGCAAAGGCGAAGCUUUGGUUCUUUCCCAUAUACCCCUUCUGCAGACUCAAAUUCAUUCCAUCAAUAUCGCUCCAUGGACUCCAGUAUGUCAAUGGCUGAUAGUGAAGCCUAUUUUUCAGCCGCUGAGGACUUUGAGCCCAUCAGCAGUGAUGAAGGCCCAGGAACAUAUCCUGGGAGAAAAAAGAAAAGAAAACAAGCCAAGCAAAUUGAAUAUGGGAGAGGCUCAAUCUAUCACAGUGUAGAAGGACCGCUAACUACGACAUUGCAUGGAGAAGCUAGUCAUGAUCCAAAAAAUUUACCAAUAAAAACGCAUCCCUCACAAGCUUCAUUUGUUUCUGCUUUGGGAGGAGAAGAUGAACUUGUAGAACAUUUAUAUACCAUAGAAGCUGAGAAGGCUCCAGAGAAUGAACAAAUCACUUCCCAGCAGCCUGUAAUGAACUGCUACCAAAGCUACCUUACCCAGUACCAGGUGGUUAAUUGGUCAGUAAAACAUCCAACAAACAAAAGAACCUCUAAAUCUUCUUUACAUCGACCAUUAGAUCUUGACACUCCAACUAGCGAAGAAAGCUCCUCAUCCUUUGAACAGCUUUCUGUUCCAACUUUUAAGAUUGUCAAACAGGGUCUCACAGCUAAUGCUUUACUGGACCGAGGCAUGCAGUUUACAGGAUCAACAUCCAAUACUCCUUAUACUCCUUUGGAAAAGAAAAUCCUUGAUAAUACAGAUGAUGAAACCAUAACAGAGGAAUGGACUCUAGAUCACCCAGUUUCCCAGACCAGAACGACCGCUAUUGUGGAAAUAAAAGGAACUGUCGAUGUAGUGCUCACGCCUCUUGUAGCAGAAGCUUUAGACAGGUACAUAGAGGCCAUGGUUCACUGUGCAAGCACAUGUCACCCAGCAGCUAUUGUGGAUGAUCUACAUUGUAAGGUCCUCAGAGAAGCUGCACAGAAUAGAAAAACAACUUUUUCAGAAAACCUGUCCUCGAAGCAGGAUGUUAGAGGAACAAAAAUAGAGACCCCUGCUACAGGAACAACUCAAGUAAAAACACAGGCAAAUCUUUCUCUUAAGCAAGAUAAUGUGACUAUAAAAGGUCUUCAAGCCAAUGUUACACUACCCAAGGUAAAUCUGUGUUUACUGCAAGCAUCAGUGGAAGAGUCAUCAGGCACAACCACAAGCAAAAGUGUAACCCAUGUUUCUUUAGUAGCUUUGUGCUUUGAUAGGAUUGCUACACAGGUUCGUAUGAACAGGGGUGUGGUUGAAGAGAAUCCUAACAGUUCAGAAACUAGAAGAGGUUCUGUAACUUUUGACAAGUAUGUCCAUAGCAAUAAGAUGCAGCCUCAGUCUUCUGGCUCCCUGCGAUCAAAUGCUGGAGCAGAGAAAGGAAAAGAAAUCGCAGCGAAGCUUAAUAUUCACCGUAUUCAUGGGCAGCUCAGAGGCCUUGAUACAACAGAUAUUGGGACCAGUGCAAUAACAGCUAUUCCUUUCGAAAAAUCAAAAGUCCUUUUUACUUUGGAAGAGUUGGAUGACUUCUCCUUUGUAGAUGAAACUGAUCAUCAGGCAGUUCCAGAUGUAACACGGAUAGGUCCCAGCCAAGAGAAAUGGGGCUGGAUAAUGUUUGAAUGUGGAAUCGAAAAUCUGACAAUAAAAGGUGGUAGACAAUCUGGUGCUGUUUUAUAUACAACAUUUGGGAAUAUAGGUAAAUCUACCACCACAGAUAGGGGUGGGUUACUUGCAUCCAACAAUUCUUCAGAUUCUCCAACUGGUAGUGGUUACAAUACUGAUGUAUCUGAAGAAAAUCUCCCCUGUGAUCGAAUAAGUGCAGCGUCAGAUACUCAUCCAAAUUCAGUUUCAGAUGAGCAGGAUGAAGGGGUUGAAUCUGAUGAUCUGAAGAAAGAGCACCCUUUAAGGCCUCCCCCACCUGAUUCCUGUAGCAUGAAACUAAUGAUAAAAGAAAUUUGGUUCAGUUUUGCUGCUCCUACAAAUGUGCGUUCACCUGCCCAUAUAUUUUCAAGGCAGCUAAACCUUCUAAGCACUGCAACUCCUGCGGUUGGCGCUUGGCUUCUUCCUAUUGAUCAAGUGAAGUCCUCUUUAAAUAAAUUAGAAACAGAAGGAACGCUACGAGUUUGUGCUGUCAUGGGCUGUAUAAUGACAGAAGCCUUAGAGAACAAAAGUGUACACUUUCCCAUAAGGAGCAAGUACAACAGGCUCACUAAAUUAGCCCGUUACCUACAAGAAAACCCUUCCUGUUUGCUGUGUAAUAUACUGCAUCACUAUCUUCAUCAAGCAAACUAUUCAGUCAUUGAGGAUGCAACUAUGAGUGAUGGCCUUCCUGCUCUAGUAACAUUAAAGAAAGGUCUCGUUGCACUAGCUAGGCAAUGGAUGAAAUUCAUUGUGGUGACACCAGCCUUCAAAGGGGUGAGUUUACAUAGGCCAGCUCAGCCAAUGAAACUCCAGUCAACUGUACCCCGUGAACAAGAGGAUGGCUUUGGCUUAGACAAUGGAGGUGGUCUUCAAAGUGAUACAAGUGCUGAUGGAGCAGAAUUUGAGUUUGAUGCAGCCACUGUCAGUGAACAUACAAUGCUUCUGGAAGGAACUGGUACCCGCCCCCCACCUGCUGGUGUUUCUUCUGGGCCUGUGAGUGGGGCUGAGUUCAUGAGGAAAUUAUCAAAGACUCAUACUCAUAGUGAUUCUGGUCUUAAAAUAAAGGGUAUCCAUCCAUAUCACUCCCUGAGCUACACAAGUGGAGAUACAGCUACAGAUUCACCAGUGCACGUUGGUCGUUCUGGGCUGCUUAUCAAAGAAAGCCCAAGAAAAGAGAGUCUACUCAGCUACUUGACAGGAAGUUUUCCUAGCCUACACAAUCUCUUGGAAGGAACUCCUCAAAAAAGUACUACAGCCCCUAAAAGUAGUUCUUUAACAAGAACAGUGAAUGCUAUGCCCACUGAAAUGUUAUCUGAGCAUCCUUUAUUAUCGGAGCCAUCAUCUGUGAGUUUCUAUAACUGGAUGUCAAAUGCUGUGGGCAACAGAGGAGGUGCGAUUCAAGAAUCUCCCAUCACCAAAUCUGGACACAAUAGUCUCCCAACAGGUGCGGCCCCAAAUCUUCCAACUAUACCUUCAGCUUCUGACUUCAAUACAGUAUUGUCUAGUGAUCAGAACACAUUGGACGGAACACAUUCACAGCACAGUACUAGUCAAGAUGACAUUGCUGGUAUUGAGGAAGGUAACCAGGGAUUCCCUGCUGUUCAACUUGCAGAUGCCCAGGUUGUUUUCAAACCUCUUCUGAGCCACACGGGGAUUCAGUCUCAGGAUGUAGUACCGUUAUGCUACAGGAUGUACUUUGGAGAGCAUCUUUCAUUCUCAGGGACCCUGGAUUGCCUUCGGGCAGACAUAGUUGAUUCGGAUACAGCAAAAGAGAGAAGAAGCAAAAGGGCACGAAGGCAAGGAGCAGUCAGUAUGCCUCCACUUGAAUUCAAACCAGCAUUAAUGUUGGAAACGUUCAGCAUCAGUGCUGUUAUAAUGGAGAAGUCAGUGUCUACACCUCAAAAUUCCACCAAUGCCCUUGCAUUUCAUGACUUUAACAAACGUCAUUAUAGCACCUUUCACUGCAAUUUUACAAUCUCAUGUCAGUCUAUAAGCCAGCAUGUAGAUAUGGCACUAGUCCGCCUUAUUCACCAGUUUAGUACCAUGAUAGAUGAUAUCAAAGCUACACAAACGGACAUCAAACUCAGUAGAUACACAGCUGGUUCAGCUUCUCCCACACCCACCUUUAAAACCCGGAAACACAGAGACUUUCGUUCUUCUGACUUCAGUCGCAGCUCCCGAGGGAGCCUCAAUGGUGUCAACAGAGUAAACAAUGCAAAAAACAAACGAUCGAACAAUGAGAAUAAUAAAAAAGAAACUCGAAACAAAAAUUCGCUUGGGAGAUCCGAAAGAAGAACUUCUAAAGUUUCCAGGAAAGGUUCAAAGGAUGUUGUUGAUCACGUGACCAUUCAUAUGGAUGACUCAGAUUCAAUUACAGUGUCAGAACAGAGUGAACCUUCUGCUGAGUGUUGGCAGAACAUGUAUAAACUGUUGAACUUCUAUUCUCUUAUCUCAGAUCCAACAGGGAUUUUAGAAAAAUCUUCAGAAACAUUUUAUCCAGCAGGUGUUCGAAGUCCUACUGAACCUGCAUGUAGGGUUGCAUUUGAGAAUGAGCAGGAUAACAGCAGCUUGAGUAGAACACAGAGGAAACGCAGUUUGGUCAUAUCUGAACCUCAGCACGUGACCCUGAUAGUCUUUGGUAUAGGCAUGGUAAAUCGUACUCAUCUUGAAGCAGAUAUUGGUGGGCUUACAAUGGAAUCUGAACUGAAAAGGAUUCAUGGAAGUUUUACACUCAAAGAAAAAAUGAAAGAUGUACUUCAUCAAAAGAUGACAGAGACAUGUGCUACUGCUCAUAUAGGUGGUGUUAAUAUUGUUCUUCUGGAAGGGAUCACACCAAAUAUCCAACUGGAGGAUUUCCCUACAUCACCAACAAGCACAGCCAAACAAGAAUUUCUAACUGUGGUGAAAUGUAGCAUUGCCAAAUCACAGGCUCUUUAUAGUGCCCAAAGGGGGUUGAAAACAAAUAAUGCUGCAGUCUUCAAAGUAGGUGCUAUUAGCAUCAAUAUUCCUCAGCACCCAGCUACACUUCAUAGUAUGAUGGUGCGCAGUUCUCAUCAGCUUUCAAAACAGAUCUCUGACCUCAUCAGACAGCCAACUACAACUUCACAGCCUGCAAAAGAAGAUACUGCAACACCAUUGCCUGCAGAAAAGACACCUACAAGUGUCAAUCAGACACCUAUUGAAACAAAUGAGUUUCCACAGCUGCCGGAAGGUUUGGAAAAGAAGCCCAUAGUUCUUAAAUUCAGUGCCAUGAUUGAUGGAAUUGCUAUAGGAGCAGCACUCUUGCCAUCCUUAAAAGCCGAGUACAAGAUGGGAAGAAUGAGAAGUCAUGGAAUGACAGGUGCACAAACAAGGUUUACAUUUGAGCUGCCAAAUCACAAGUUGCGGUUCACUUCCAAAGUCUCUGCCACUGAUAUGUCUACCAUCCCUCCCUCAGCCAGUCUUAACCUUCCCCCUGUCACGAUGUCAGGCAAAUACAUCAUGGAAGAACAUGAUACCUAUUCAGAUCACAUAUGGAGUAUAGAUGAACUGCCCGCUAAGCAGGGCUAUUAUCUCCAGGGAAACUAUUUGCGUUGUGUAGCUGAGGUUGGGUCCUUUGAACAUAAUCUGACAACAGACCUUUUGAACCAUUUGGUUUUUGUGCAGAAAGUAUUUAUGAAAGAGGUCAAUGAAGUAAUACAGAAAGUCUCAGGAGGGGAGCAACCUAUUCCUCUUUGGAAUGAACAUGAUGGAACAACUGAUGGAGAAAAGCCAAAGAUUCUCCUCUACUCUUUGAGUCUGCAAUUUAAGGGUAUCCAGGUUACUGCCACAACACCAUCAAUGAGGGCUGUACGAUUUGAAACGGGAUUGAUAGAACUGGAGCUCUCAAAUAGAAUACAAACCAAAGCAAUGCCUGGUAGUACCAGCUACCUGAAACUCUUUGGUAAAUGCCAAGUGGACUUAAAUCUGGCAUUAGGACAAAUUGUUAAACAUCAGGUUUAUGAAGAAGCUGGAUCAGAUUUCCAUCAAGUAGCUUACUUUAAAACCAGAAUUGGAUUAAGAAACGCCCUUAGAGAGGAAAUCAGUGGUUCAUCAGAUCGAGAAGCUGUGCUCAUUACGUUGAACAGACCAAUUGUUUUUGCUCAACCUGUGGCCUUUGAUAGAGCUGUGCUUUUCUGGCUGAACUACAAGGCUGCUUAUGACAACUGGAAUGAACAGAGAAUGGCCUUGAAUAAAGAUAUUCAUAUGGCUACAAAGGAAAUAGUUGAUAUGUUACCUGGAAUCCAGCAGACGUCUGCUCAAGCUUUUGGGACGCUCUUCCUCCAGCUAACGGUUAAUGACUUGGGAAUUUGCUUGCCCAUCACAAACACACCACAGAUUCAGAGGCAGGGGCCCAAGAUUAAUUUUGGGGGACAGAAAGAAAAACAGAAUUACUGUACUAAUCACACAGCUGAUCUGGACACUGGCUCCGCAUUAGUCUUGACUAUUGAAAGUACUUUAAUUACUGCCUGCUCUUCAGAGUCUCUGGUCAGCAAAGGUCAUUUUAAAAACUUCUGUAUCCGUUUUGCGGAUGGUUUUGAAACAAGCUGGGAUGACUGGAAGCCAGAAGUUCGAGGAGAUCUAGUCAUGAAUGCUUGUGUAGUUCCAGAUGGCACCUAUGAGGUGUGUUCAAGGACAACAGGACAAGCAGCUGCAGAAAGUAAUAGUGCUGGAACAUGGACUCUUAAUGUGCUGUGGAAGAUGUGUGGAAUUGAUGUGCACAUGGAUCCUAAUAUUGGGAAAAGAUUGAAUGCUCUAGGAAAUACCCUUACAACAUUGACAGGAGAGGAAGACUUAGAUGACAUUGCUGACCUUAACUCUGUUAACAUAGCUGAUCUAUCCGACGAGGAUGAAGUUGAUACUAUGUCUCCCACUGUUAGUGCGAAAUCAGAUGGUGGUCCAUUAUGUGGAGAUGUACACAAGCUCACUUUUGGGCAGCGGAUUGUAAAUCACCUGCUGGGCUUGAGCCCCAAAAGCCAUCGUUACUCUGUUCCUGUAGAAUAUCUGUCGGGAUCAGCAUCAAGUGAUACUACUUAUUCUAACAGUUCUCACUUAAAAGCGGGCAGGUCUUGCUCAUGGGGACAUGAGAAUGCUGACUAUCGGAGGCAAGGAACAUCUAAUAACCAGACUGGAGAGCAGAGAGCAAGGAAGUAUGUGAAACGCUUAGUGGAUAUAAGGGAGCUGAAUGAACAAGCCAAAGUAAUUGAUGAUCUAAAGAAACUGGGUGCAAGUGAAGGAACCAUUAACCAAGAAAUUCAACGCUAUCAGCAGUUGGAGUCAGUAGCUGUCAAUGACAUUCGCCGAGACGUUCGUAAAAAACUGCGCAGGUCAAGUAUGAGGGCGGCAUCGCUCAAAGACAAAUGGGGCCUAGGUUACAAACCUAGUUAUAAUCGAUCCAAAAGUAUUACAGCUUCAGGAAGACCACCUCUAAAAAGAAUGGACAGAGCAAGUACACGGCUUGGAGAAAGUGAGGAACUUCCAGAGAUACGAGUAGAUGGAGCAUCUCCUGGACCCAGAGUAACUUUCAACAUACAGGACACGUUGAAUAAAACAGCUUUGGGGAUUGCACAACAAUCCAGCUGUCCAGGGGAAGGGUAUUUUCAGUUUCCAGAGGAGACAGAAUUGGAUCUUUUGUCAGUAACAAUUGAUGGUCCAUCCCAUUACUCAUCCACUAGUGAAGGAUCAUGCUCAGUAUUCAGUUCACCCAAAACUCCAGCUGUCUUCUCACCAAGCAUUCCCUUCCAGCCUGAAGAAGGAAGACGAGAUGACAGCUUGUCUUCAACGAGUGAGGAUUCUGAAAAAGAGGAAGAUCAUGAAAGAGAGAGGCCUUAUUUUUACAGAAGAACACAGACUGUUUCUCGUAAGAAAGCAACAGGUUUUGCUGCUGUCCACCAACUGUUUACUGAACGGUGGCCAACGUCUCCAGCCAAUAGAAGUGUAACUGGAACAACUACGGAGAGGAAUAUCGACUUUGAACUUGAUGUGAGAGUUGAAAUUGACUGUGGCAAGUGUGUACUUCAUCCAACAACACUUCAGCAGGAACAUGAUGACAUAAGCUUAAGGAGGAGUUACGAUCGCAGUUCCAGAAGUUUAGAUCAAGAGUCUCCUUCAAAAAAGAAGAAAUUUCAAACUAAUUAUGCAUCAACUACUCACUUACUGGCUGGAAAGAAAGUGCCAUCAUCUCUACAGACAAAAUCUAGUGACCUGGAAACAACAGUAUUUUACAUUCCUGGUGUAGAUGUAAAGCUUCAUUACAACUCUAAGAUGUUGAAGACUGAAUCACCAAAUGCAUCUCGAGGUUCAUCUCUGCCAAGGACCCUUUCUAAGGAAUCCAAGUUGUAUGGUAUGAAAGAUACUGCCGUGUUUCCUACCCACGGCAAGGCUAAAACUUUGCUUCCUCCCCAACCCCCACCUAUUCCAUCAGCCAAAGGAAAAGGAAGUGGUGGUGUAAAAACAGCAAAAUUAUAUGCUUGGGUUGCACUGCAGUCUUUGCCGGAGGAAAUGGUGAUUAGCCCCUGUCUGUUAGACUUCCUAGAGAAGGCCCUUGAAACAAUUCCUAUAACUCCAAUAGAAAGGAAUUACACAGCUGUUAGUUCACAGGACGAGGAUAUUGGGCAGUUUGAUAUGCAAGAUCCCUUAGAAGAAUCCACAGCAUCCUUAGUAUCUUCAUCAACAUCAGCAUAUUCUUCUUUCCCUGUUGAUGUGGUGGUUUAUGUAAGAGUUCAGCCUUCACAGAUCAAGUUCAGCUGUUUACCAGUUUCACGGGUAGAAUGCAUGUUGAAACUUCCCUCCCUCGACCUUGUAUUUUCUUCAAAUCGAGGGGAACUGGAAACUUUAGGUACAUCCUGCCCCACCGAAAAUUCUGUACAAAGUGGGUCAAAGAUGCCUGUUAAAACUGUCUCACCAGGUUCAUCUCCUGGACUGGGCAGCCCUUUUGGAAGAACACGGCACAGCAGUAGCCAGUCAGAUCUGACAGGCUCUAGCAGCAGCUCUUCAGGUCUGAGCUUCACAGCCUGCAUGUCUGAUUUCUCCCUUUAUGUAUUUCAUCCAUAUGGGGCAGGAAAGCAGAAGUCCAGUGUGGCUGGCCUGUCUUCUGGAUCAGGAUCCUUAGGAAAUGUAGAUGAAGAACCCUCAUCAGUUACUGGUCGUAAAGAUUCACUAAGCAUCAAUCUUGAGUUUGUGAAAGUUAGCUUGUCAAGAAUAAGGCGUUCAGGGGGUGCUACCUUUUUUGAGAGCCAGUCUGCAAGCAAAACUGCAAGCAAGAUGGACACAACUUUAAUAAAUAUAUCUGCUGUUUGUGAUAUAGGAUCUGCUUCUUUUAAAUAUGACAUGAGAAGACUAAGUGAGAUUUUAGCUUUCCCAAGAGCCUGGUACAGGAGGAGUAUUGCAAGGCGUCUCUUUCUAGGCGACCAAACAAUAAAUUUGCCAGUAACAUCUGGCCCUGGGACACCAGAUUCUAUUGAAGGAGUGAAUCAGCACAUGUCUCCGGAAUCAUCACGAAAAGCAUACUGUAGGACAUGGGAGCAGCCAAGUCAGUCUGCUUCAUUUACACACAUGGCUCAGUCACCUAAUGUUUUCAAUGAGCACAAUGCAAGUAGUAAUAUGUCACCUGGAACAGCAGCUCAUAACCUAAAAUCUCCAGCUGUUUCUAGAUCCAGGAGUGUGUCAGACUCCUCUGUUCCUCAGAGAGAUAUACUCUCAAAAACAUCAACUCCUUUUAAUAAAUCAAACAAAGCUGGAAGUCAGCAAGUGACACCAUGGGAGACUCUGGUUGUGUUUGCUAUGAACUUGAAACAAUUAAAUGUCCAAAUGAACAUGAGCAAUGUAAUGGGAAACACUACGUGGACUACUAGUGGUUUGAAAAGCCAGGGCCGUUUAUCUGUGGGCAGUAACAGGGAUCGGGAAAUUAGCAUGUCAGUUGGUCUCGGGCGAUCACAUUUGGAUUCUAGAGGAGGAGUGGUUGGAGGUACCAUAGAUGUUAAUGCCUUGGAGAUGGUGGCUCAUAUUUCCGAACAUCCCAACCAGCAGCCAAGUCACAAAAUUCAGAUUACGAUGGGCUCUACUGAAGCACGUGUUGAUUACAUGGGAUCCAGUAUCCUAAUGGGCAUUUUCAGUAAUGCAGACCUUAAGCUACAGGAUGAAUGGAAAGUUAACCUCUAUAAUACUUUGGAUUCCAGCAUUACUGAUAAAAGUGAGAUAUUUGUCCAUGGAGAUUUGAAGUGGGAUAUUUUUCAAGUAAUGAUUUCCAGAUCAACCACGCCAGACCUCAUCAAAAUAGGAAUGAAGCUCCAGGAAUUCUUUACUCAGCAGUUUGACACCAGCAAGAGAGCUUUGUCCACAUGGGGACCUGUUCCUUAUCUUCCUCCAAAGACUGUGGUCAAUACGGUAGAAAAAAGCUCACAUCAGCAAUUAUUGGACGCAGCACAUCAUCGCCAUUGGCCAGGGGUUUUAAAGGUGGUGUCAGGAUGCCACAUAUCCUUAUUUCAGAUUCCUUUACCAGAAGAUGGAAUGCAGUUUGGAGGCUCUAUGAGCUUGCAUGGAAAUCACAUGACAUUGGCAUGUUUCCAUGGACCUAAUUUUCGUUCAAAGUCUUGGGCUCUGUUUCAUCUUGAAGAACCUAACAUUGCCUUUUGGACAGAAGCUCAAAAAAUCUGGCAAGAAGGUUCUAGUGAGCACUCUACAUAUGUCGUGCAAACACUGGACUUCCAUUUGGGUCAUAAUACUAUGGUGACAAAACCAUGUGGGGCCCUAGAAAGUCCAAUGGCAACCAUCACCAAAAUAACAAGGAGGCGUCAUGAAAACCCACCACAUGGAGUUGCAAGUGUGAAAGAGUGGUUCAAUUAUGUUACAGCUACAAGGAAUGAAGAGUUAAAUCUUCUCCGAAAUGUUGAUGCAAAUAACCCAGAGACUAGCACAACAGUGAAAAGCUCCAGCUUAUUAAGUGGAUUCAGAGGAAGUUCCAGUUAUAAUCAUGAGACUGAAACGAUCUUCGCAUUACCAAGGAUGCAGCUGGACUUCAAAUCAAUUCAUGUUCAACAACCACAGGAACCUUUAUUACAAGAUGCCAGUGCUAAACCAAAGGUGGAGUGCAGUGUAGUAACAGAAUUCACUGAUCACAUAUGUGUAACCAUGGAUGCUGAACUGAUAAUGUUCCUGCAUGACUUAGUGUCUGCUUAUCUUAAAGAAAAGGAAAAAGCCAUCUUUCCACCACGCAUUUUGUCUAGUCGGCCAGGACAGAAAAGCCCUAUCAGUGUACUUGAUGAGAGCUCUUCUGAGAGAGGAUCAGAAGAAAGUAUUACUUACACUACUGUUGAUUGGAGAGAAUUUAUCUGCAAUACAUGGCAUUUGGAGCCCACACUCAGAUUAAUUUCUUGGACUGGAAGAAAGAUUGAUCCAGUAGGCGUCGAUUAUAUUCUUCAGAAGCUAGGCUUCCAUCAUGCAAGAACUACAAUUCCUAAAUGGCUUCAACGUGGAGUCAUGGACCCACUAGACAAAGUUCUAUCAGUUCUUAUCAAAAAGCUUGGCACUGCACUACAGGAUGAAAAAGAAAGGAAAGGAAAAGACAAGGAAGAUCACUGAAUCAAUCCUAAAUUAAGGUGGCAAACACUGAUUUUAUAUUUUUUCCUGUUUUACCAUGUAUUCAGUUGUUUAAGUAUGAUUUAUACUGAAAGAACCUAAAAAUUGUUUGCUACUAUAUUUAAAACUUGAUUGACAUUGUGAAUAAUGGUUUACUGUGGUAGGUGAUGCCAUUUUGUAUUGUCUAGCAUUGCAUGACCAAUAUUUGUGAAGAAAACUAAAGCUGCUCUUUAGCAUUCACAAUUGUAUUAUGUGCAAUAUUCUUCAUCUCUAAGCUACAAAUUAACUGUGAAUUUUCUUAACUUUUAUUUGCCAUAACACUGAAAACCCUUUUGGAUAAUGUGAUUCCAUGAAUGGCUUUUUCUUGUCCGUGUAGAUUGUAUAUAUUCUAUAUGUAUAUAAUUUAUGGAACUGUGAUUGCUAUAGUGCUAAAUCAUUUUAAGUUUGUUACACUUGGAAUAAAAGUUAAUGUCAAA
This is a messenger RNA of Elgaria multicarinata webbii, 15906 nucleotides long. It is a transcript of the gene BLTP1, whose product is annotated as bridge-like lipid transfer protein family member 1. The transcript has 88 exons. The record is from RefSeq and is a predicted model, not a curated record. Lineage: Eukaryota; Metazoa; Chordata; Lepidosauria; Squamata; Anguidae. Bases 140 to 15433 code for a protein of 5097 amino acids. Gene Ontology annotation, biological process: synaptic vesicle endocytosis.